CCCAGGAACACCAUGGAGGCCCUGCCAGCCUGCCUGCUCAAGGACGUGUACCAGGAGGCGCUGGGCUCUGCGGUCAUCGGCAUUGACGAGGGCCAGUUUUUCCCAGACAUCGUGGAGUUCUGUGAGAUGAUGGCCAAUGCUGGGAAAACCGUCAUCGUUGCUGCUCUUGAUGGGACUUUCCAGAGAAAGGCCUUUGGGAGCAUCCUGAACCUGGUGCCGCUGGCAGAGAGCGUGGUGAAGCUGAACGCUGUGUGCAUGGAAUGCUACCGAGAAGCCUCCUACACAAAGAGGCUGGGAGCUGAGAGGGAGGUUGAAGUGAUUGGAGGAGCAGACAAGUACCACUCUGUCUGCCGAGCCUGCUACUUCCGUAAGCGGCCUCAGCAGCCUGGGUUGGAAAACAAGGAGAAUGUGCCCAUGGGGGUGAAGCAGCUGGACGUGGCUGUCUCCCGGAAAAUCUUUGCUUCUUGACUGCUGAGCUCCCGCAUGGGGGAGAAUGAUAGAAAGGAAGCUAAAUGCUACGGCUCCGACACCAGAUAUGGCUUCCCCUGCUUUUAGCAAAACUGUUAAGUGCCUUUGCUCCACCUGCCAAACCAAGCCGCUGUUCCUCUGCACCAGGCGCCAGGAAGAGGGGCAUCAACUGGACCUGAUCGUGUUGGGUUGGGAGCCCAACCAGAAGCAAGUUCCUCUCUCAGAAUGCUGACCAGGGAGCAGUGUAGUUACUGAUGCUGCCACACAUGAUGCUGUCCUGGGCAACUGCCUCAGCAAGCUGGGCUGCAGGGCUUCCAUUGCCCGCCGGAGCUCUGGCCUGCUCUCCUGGGUAUCUGCAUGUGUUCAGGCUGGCACCGGUGGCUGGUUUGUUUGCCUGCGAAUGCGACUGUUUCUUUAUCUCUUGUAAGCUGUUGCUAAAUUCCAGGUUUCUUAAGACAACAUACAGUAACUUUAGUAUUUUAAACCCACUUCCUUUUUUUAAUGCAGCCUGAGGAGAUGAUAUGUUCUUUGUUGUAGAUCUGUGGCACAACUCUUCAACUGACACGCGUAGCAGUGGCCUGGCCUCAGCGGUCCCUUUGAAUGCUCGUGCCCAGCCUCUCUGUUCACCGUUUCGCUCGCUUGCUGUAACUGUCCGGUAAAUUUCUGUUGAAACAGAGGAGGGGAAAGGGAAGGAAGGCAGGCUUGGCUGGUGGCCUGACAGGAGGCUCUGCUGAGCUUUUCAACUUCAAAAGGGCUAGCAGUAGCCUAGCAGGAGUCCGUGUAUUAAGGUGGAGUUCCUUUUGGAAGAACUAGACUCCAGACAGAGCCUCCUCUCCAAAAUCAGGGUGUUUUGGGUCAGGUCCAAGCUUGGUGCUGCCACUUCAGUGCUUGGUUAGAAUUUAAUCUGUAAAGGUUUGGGCUGUUUCUGUGAAGACACAGCUACUUGGAAAAGGGUCUCUGCUUCGAGCAGAUGGCUCUCAACUCCAGUCAUGUGUCUUGCUCUCUCCCAAGCCUUCCAAAAGUUCUCGAGGCCGAUUCUUCCUCUGCUAUAAGUUGACUGAAGAAUCCUUUUCCUCCUUUGCUUGACUUGGCUUCUGGAAGGGGUUUUUUUUAUUUGAGAUUUUUUUUUUUUUCCCCCUUGUUCCUUACAGAAGUGCUUUUCCCUGUAAGCCAGCAUCUGCAGGCUCUGAGCAGUAGCUCUUGGUUCUGCCAAGUCAAAUCCCCACGUACAAAUGCAGCCCCCUCUGUUUGCCUAUGCCCUCCAGCUCGGAGGCUGGGCUCCCUAGGUGGUCACAAGAGUGUUGGUGAAAGCCCCCGCUCCCUCUGCAUUAAGUGGUGCGCUGACAGUUGUGGUACUCGCAAGCACUUGAUUGCCAAGCCUGGGCUUUCCCCUGAGGGACGGAGG
Messenger RNA from Egretta garzetta (little egret), 1873 nucleotides. It is a transcript of the gene TK1, whose product is annotated as thymidine kinase 1. The transcript has 4 exons. Gene Ontology annotation, molecular function: thymidine kinase activity; ATP binding. Bases 13 to 468 code for a protein of 151 amino acids. The record is from RefSeq and is a predicted model, not a curated record. Lineage: Eukaryota; Metazoa; Chordata; Aves; Pelecaniformes; Ardeidae. Gene Ontology annotation, biological process: thymidine metabolic process.